Molecule: messenger RNA, 315 nt
Organism: Drosophila novamexicana
Lineage: Eukaryota; Metazoa; Arthropoda; Insecta; Diptera; Drosophilidae
Exons: 3
Coding region: 1-315 (104 amino acids)
Source: RefSeq, a predicted model, not a curated record
AUGCGGCGCACAUUUCGAUUGAUUUUCUUCUUCUACUACUAUUGCUGCUGUUGCUGUUGGCUCGUCAUCUUGUUGCCAACUUUCUGCCACACACAACCCAGCUGCCAAACACCCGACAAAAACGUUGGCCAAUGUGUGCACUUUAGCGCUUGCCGUUUUGUACUGCGCCAAUAUGCCAUGUACAAGGAACACAUGCCGCCUCACAUAAUGCGCUUUCUGCAAAGAUCACGCUGCAGGCCCAAAGUUGAUGGCUAUCAUUUGUGCUGCGAACUAAAAGAUGUGAUUCCUGCGAAUGCCAACUCAAAGCUGAAAUGA